UUAGAUGCCCUCCCACCCCCACCCUAUUAAGCCCUAGCCGAUCGCAACCCGAGGCCGAUGACCCAUGGCCACCGGGGAAAGGGCACCGGGAGGAAAGAUCUCCGACGCCGACGUCGCAGGGGGUGGCGGUAGACGGUGGGAUGACCUAAACCGGGACCUCCUGGUGGCGAUCUUCGGGAGGUUGGGGGUGGCGGAUCUCAUCGCUGGCGUCCCUUUCGUCUGCUCCUCAUGGCGCGACGCCGCGCGGGAUCCCCUCUGCUGGCGGGAGCUCGACUUCCGCGAGUGGGAACCCCUCUCCCGCCGCCUCGGCGCCCAUGGUGACGACCACGCCGACUUCACCGGCAUCCUCCACUCGGUCAUCGCCCGCGGCCAUCAGCUCCUGAAAUCGAUCUACUUCCCCUUCUUCGCCGACGACAUUGAUCUCUUAUAUGUUGCAGAAAGGUGUCCAGGGUUGCAUUAUUUCAGUCUGCCAAACCCAGAAAUGGACGAGGAAAUGUUCCGCAAGGCUGUUGGAAAACUCGCGUUCCUCAGAGGCAUGGCGGUGGACGAGAAUCUCAUCAGGAGUGAAGUCCUUCUACACGUUAACCAAUGCUGCGCUUCCUUAAAGGAGCUCAGCGUUUUUUCUGAGUUCGUGGAUGAAGAUAUGGCGUCCGUGAUCUGCAAGUCCCUUCCCUCUCUUCGGAAGCUUGAGAUAACAGAGUCCGUCAUCUCCUCACAAGCUAUAAUUACCUUUAUAGAUGGAUUAAAGGAACUUGAGCAUUUUGACAUUUCUGGAUACGAGAAUUCCGCAAUCACUGAUGUGGUUCUUCAGAAGGCUUCUCGUCUGAAGGUGUUUAUAUGGAACUCGAGGUUCGAGUUGGGUGAAUUCAUGGACUGCUCCAACUGCGGGGAGGACUGGCUCCUACAGAGAUCCUGUGAGUGCAUGCUGGACCGAAAGGUGAUGGAGUGGCUGACAGAACUUUCUUGAUGUGCUGCAAUGGUUAUGAGUUGGAUAUGCAAUAAAUACAUGCUCACGUACAGGUAUAACCUAAUGCAGAGAAUUAUGCACUCGUUUACUCUACAUGGUGAAAAUCUGGCUUUCUUAAAUUGGCCUUUUUCUUGUGUAUACAAAUAUGGAAUUUAUCUUGGGACCUACCUUAGUUAUGUCUGUAUUUAAAUGUCAUUACUUUGGCAAUGCUUUGCUUCUGUUGUUGAAAAGCAUGUCCAUACUAUGGAGUUUAUCUUCCUUACUCAUGACUGUAUUUAAAUGCCAUUACUUUGGCAAUGCUUUGCUUCUGUUGUUGAAAAGCAUGUCCAUACUAUGGAGUAUAUCUUCCUUACUUA
Messenger RNA from Musa acuminata AAA Group (dessert banana), 1323 nucleotides. RefSeq names its product F-box/LRR-repeat protein At3g48880. Gene Ontology annotation, molecular function: protein binding. Bases 65 to 967 code for a protein of 300 amino acids. Lineage: Eukaryota; Viridiplantae; Streptophyta; Magnoliopsida; Zingiberales; Musaceae. The record is from RefSeq and is a predicted model, not a curated record. The transcript has 2 exons.